Harpegnathos saltator (Jerdon's jumping ant) is the source of this 2341-nucleotide messenger RNA. RefSeq lists its product as uncharacterized. The transcript is spliced from 9 exons. NCBI's taxonomy places the organism in Eukaryota, Metazoa, Arthropoda, Insecta, Hymenoptera, Formicidae. The record is from RefSeq and is a predicted model, not a curated record. The coding region runs from base 439 to 1737 and encodes 432 amino acids.
GAGCAAUCUAUUAGCAGUAUUUGUGACACAAUCCUCCAUUACAUUUAAGACCUUCUGAAGCUUAUCUUGGCUACAUUCCCUAAUUCACUGCCAGUACUGAAAAUCUAUAGUUCAUGUAACGUAUACUAUAGCAUUUCAAUGCUGUCAGUGAAUUACAGAACGCAGCCCUUGAGACACUUCGUAGCCAAUGAAAUAAUCCGUGCAACAUUUGAUUAGAUAGUUCAAGCAGUGCAAUUCCAAACAACAGACCUCAUGACUUCCCACCGAAAAGAAACGUGCGGUUCAAGGAUCCGAUAUUUAUCAAAGGUUUACAACGGAAUUGACACAAUAUUCGGACUGUACCAGUAGUACUUGGUUGUUGUCUUCCGUCUUCACACAAUUAUCGCCAUAGAAAUUAUCUAAUUUUAUGAAUUACUUGCUGGUAAACUCCUCGAUAAGAUGUAUUACGUCGUAUUUUGGGACGAAUACUGCCAAGUCGUUCCCGAUUCUUGGGUAAACUUUAAUGCAAAAACAUUUACGUUUCCAUUGUCUAAAAAAAAUAUUACCAAUACAAUAAAGAAGAAGAUAAGUCCUGGAAAUGAUUGGAACAUCAGUCAUUUUCAUAAAAUUUUAGGACCUUACAAUACAUUUGAUAAGGCUCGGGAAGCAGAAAAAUCUUGUAUUGAUAUAUCCACUUCGGAUGAUAUUCAAUUUGCUUCUUUAAAUGAACCAAUCCAAACAUUGCCUCUGAAACGUUUGAUAACGAAAAAAAAAUUUUAUGACGAUGAAUCGAAUAAUUACGUGAAUAAUUGUAAUAUUUCCAAGAAAUAUAAAUCAAAUCAACAUCCCCCAUCAAAUUAUAAAAUACACGAAGGGAUUGGAGCUACAUCUACAAAUGUUGAACUUGAGAAAAAUUCAUUACAUUUUAGAUCAGUGAGUUCGGAAUAUAACGUGCAGAAGCGGGAGGAAGAUAAAAUUUUAUCCGUCAAAAAUAAUCCAUCUAAUUGCAAUGUCCCUUCACCUUUAAAUGAACACCAAUUUUCAAUUCAAGUUUUUCAUGAGGAUGAGCAAGAUGAUGAAGAGAUGACGGAUGAUACUAAUUCUCGUGAUUAUGAUCGGAACAUCGAUAAUAAGGAAAAUGAGAUAAUUGGUAAUGCGAUGAAGGCUCUCCCAAUUACAGAAAUGAAUGUAGACGAGGAUAUACAUGUAAUUAUAAGUUCUUUAUAUGAAAAAGUAGAUACUUUACAUCAAGACUUUCAACAAUUCAAAACAGAGAUAAAACACGAAGCAGCUAAAAAUAACACAAAAUUGAAAGAAAUAGUUGCUAUUUUAAGAGAAAGUUUCCAAAGAAAUGAAGAAAAUGAAGCAAUAACUAUGGAUUUAAUGCCUGAAUUUCCAAUGACAUCCGUCGAGGAAUACGUACAAUUUAAUGAAACAUUGAAAAAUGAUGAAGCAAUUCGUAAAUGUUUUGAAAAGAAAAUAAAGUGUAUUGGUGGUGACUCUACACAAAAAAUGAUCUCCAAUAUACUCACAUAUUGCAUAACAUUUGAUGUAGGACACAAGUUGACUUGGACUGGUGCAAAAAAUACUAUCGCAAUCGAAAAUACAACUUUUGCAAACAUUAUAGUUAGUACUGUCAAUCGUACAAAAGGAAAUGGACCUGACUGUACCAUUGCAUUGAUUGUCAAGCAUGUAAAAAACUGGCUGCAACAUGCAGGUGAUAAAAUGAGAUAUCGAAACAAAAAAGUGCAACAAUAAAUUACUCUGUAAUUAGUAUACAGAGUGCCCGAUAAUUCCGCUAAAAACCGCGAUAUGAAAAUAGAUUAAGUGAAACUGAAAAAACAAUUCCUCUAUGAUUUUGCGAAGAACGACGUAAAAUUGUGUUAUUAAUUAAAGAAAUUAGCUAAUGAUCAAUUAAUUAAUAAUUCUAUAUUUUAUGUGGUUCUUCGCAAAAUGAUAUAGGAAUUUUUUCUUCAGUUUCACCUAAUCUACCUGUACAUCGUGUUUCUAAAGCGAGUUACCGCACAGCCUGUAUACUUAAUAAUAAGAAAUUAAUUAAUUAUAUCUUGCAUGGGCGUUGCCAGGAGGAGGCAGAGGAAGACGGUCCCCUAAACGUAGAAAAAAAUUUAUUUUUUUAUACGAAGGCGCUGAAGUUUUUUUUUUAUUUUUUACCGGCAAUAAAGUGAUAAAAUUUAUAUAAUUUUUUUGCAUUGAAUGCUUAAAUUGAAAGAGGUGGCUUGUGUAUGGUCUGCCUGAAAAAAAAUUCUGGCUACGCCCAUAUCUUAACAAGCAAGUAACGUUUUAACGCAAACAAUGUUGUUACGUUAUAUAAUUUAUAUGAAAACAUAUUUUAUUAUAAAAC